Dendronephthya gigantea is the source of this 2492-nucleotide messenger RNA. RefSeq lists its product as uncharacterized. The transcript is spliced from 3 exons. The coding region runs from base 114 to 2492 and encodes 792 amino acids. Lineage: Eukaryota; Metazoa; Cnidaria; Anthozoa; Malacalcyonacea; Nephtheidae. The record is from RefSeq and is a predicted model, not a curated record.
CCCAUCCUUAUGACAAUUGUAGGCUAGCUUCGAUUUUAAGUUAAAUGAUAUGCAUUUAGACACAUGUUUUUUCCGUGAAGACCUCCAAUUCAUUUGAAACACUGGAUGAUGAAAUGGAAUGUUUAGUAGAAAACCAGGAGGAGAUGCGAAAGGAUAACGCAGUAAUUUGGUCUAAUAAGGGAAUUGGGUCCACUAUAACUUCGGACUCGUAUUUUCAUCGUGAUUUCACGAAAUCAAAAGAAGGGCGACAACCUAAAGAAGAAGACGUCGCAUCAAUUACGUCCGACUAUUCGGAAGAGUUCCCUCUGUUGCCCUCACUGAACGAGCGAAUGCCGAGUCCGGUCGAGCAAGAAAAUGUUUGUAGCCAGUCAAUCUCCCAAUGCAUGAAUGAAGAACAAGGGGAGGAAAUUCUCAUCAAGGAUGGCGCAUCUAAUAAAAGGCAAUUGUUUAAGACCUCCAUAAGAAGAAGGCGUGCACCGAAAAAGUAUACUCCUAACAGCAACAAAAACAAAGUUUACUGUUAUUGCCAAGAAGAAGAUAAUGGUUGGUAUCUUAGAUGCGACUUUCAAUAUCCUGGUUGUUUAGAAUACUAUCAUGCACGUUGCGUAGGCUUGGAAAAAUUAAAGAAAAGAGAAUGUGGCGAAAAGUUCAGCAAUUGUGAAGACGGUACCUCAUAUGCUUGCCCUGAAUGUGCCAGAAUAGUAGAAUGCAAUGUUAAAGUAAAGAAUUCACAAUUAAUAGAAGCGACAAAAUCAUCUAAACCCGAGUUGGUGUCAGAAUUCGAUUUUUCGUCCGUGCAACAUAAUCUGCCUGAAAAUGACGAAGUGUGUAUGCAGCAAGACGGCAUUAAAGUAAAUACUGUUUGGAAGGAAGACUUGCCAAACACUGUUAAGUAUUCGGUAGCACCAUACACGAUGAGAAUUUCACCAUCUGAACAAUCCCAGACAAAUGCUAUGUUUUCUGAGUCUCAUGAAGGACUUGAGGAUAAUAACAUUUUCCUUCCUCGUGUAGAAUAUCAUGACCUGAAGUUAUCUGACAGUGACUGCAUUGUAGGACAGGAAGAAAAAGUGGAGUCCUCCCAGAAGAGAGACUCACAGAAUCUACCUAUGUUUUCUGAGUCUGAUGAGGAUUUUGAGGACAUUACUAUCGAAGCUGUUUUAGAUGGAGAUAAAGUAGAGGCAACUUCUCUGGAAAAUGAUUUACUGAAUCCGUCGAUGCUUUCUGAGUUUGCUGAGGGAGUUGGAUAUGAAAAAGUGGAAACAUCCCAGGAAAGUGGAUCACGAAAUCUACCGAUGUUUUCUGAGUCUCAUGAUAAAGGAUUUCAGGAUAAUAGUUUCCCAUUUGAAGAAUAUGAUGACUUAAACUUUUCUGACAGUGACGAUAUUUUAGAACAAGUAGAAAAAGCGGAAACCUACCAGAAUAAAGACCCGCUUAACCUACCAAUCACGGUUGAGACUUUGAGAACUAUAACGGACUGCCCCAAAUUAACUACAGGUACUUAUUUUACCGCAGAAAUACCCAAUGAAGCUACGUUCAGACUUACCGAUGAUGAAUGGAAACGAAUUGAACCAGCUGAUGAAAAACCGAGUACGCUUAAACCGUGUUGGACGGAGGUAGUGGCAUGUCAUUUGAACGAAUCUAAUGACUAUUGCACUUUUCGCUUCAAACGACAUUUUAUUCAGAGAAGAGAUUCAAGAAAACGAAAUUGUGAUGUAUUUACGGCUUCGGGUAAUUGUGUGUUUGUCGAUUGUAAAUGUUCUUUCACACUUAAAAUGAGUCAAGCACAAUUCAACGUAAAAGAAAUUUCGGUUACUUACAAAGGUGCAGUGAAACACGCGACAGGAGAAAGACAGUCUAGAUUCAUUCGAAACGAAGAAAGACAAAAACUUGCUAAAAUGUUUCAGGAAAAACCGUGUAAACCAUCAAAGGUUUAUCAGGAGCUGAAGGAAAAACUAACAAGUAAUGCAAAAGCUUCUGGUAAUAGAACUGGAUGUGGGGUACAGCCUACUACAAUGCGCAAAAUUGCAAGUGAAGGUCGUCAAAAUGACUAUAUCGCUAGGGACAUGGUAGAAUCAUUGGAUGCAAUUCGAAAACUGUUCAUUCAAGAAGAAAAUUCGCGAAAUAAACCGCCUGCGAAGAUCGAUGGAUUCAUUCAUAUGAUUAGUCUUCACCCUCUUAUUGUAUGCAUGUGGACUGAAGGCCAGGUGAUGCUUUGGCAUGAUCGAGUAUUAAAUGAUGUGGCUUAUUUAGAUGCUACAGGGACAAUUGUUGGCGACUACAAUGGAAAAAGAUCAUUGUAUUACGCACUGGCAGUGCGUCAUCCGAUUGUUGGUAAUCCACCAAUGCCGGUAGCGGAAAUGGUGACAAACGAUCAUAGUGCUUUAAACAUACGGGCGUUUACGGGCGCAUUACUGCGCAUGAAGCAAAAAAUUAGAAUCCUCAUAAAGGUCGUUAGAAUGGAGAGUGGCAUCAAUACAUUUAUACGUAUAUAA